Molecule: messenger RNA, 1428 nt
Organism: Penicillium nucicola
Lineage: Eukaryota; Fungi; Ascomycota; Eurotiomycetes; Eurotiales; Aspergillaceae
Product: aldehyde dehydrogenase family protein
Exons: 3
Coding region: 1-1428 (475 amino acids)
Molecular function (GO): aldehyde dehydrogenase (NAD+) activity
Source: RefSeq, a predicted model, not a curated record
AUGACACGAAGCGCUCUGAGCUUUGGGAAGUUUUACAACGUCAUUGAUGGUGAUUGUCGAGACUCCAGCAAAACCACAUUCAGCAUUGAUCCUUCAACGGAAUCCAAGCUAUGGGAUGUGCCCGUGGCAUCUGCCCAAGACGUGGAAGAUGCUGUCCGAUCUGCAAACAAAGCCUUCAAGACAUGGUCCGUCACUUCUUUUGAAGAAAGAGUGAACCAGCUAUCCCAGUGGAGAGAGAUCUACAAGACCUCGAUUGAGGACUUCACCAAGUUGCUCAUGGCAGAGUGCGGAAAGCCGCAUGCUGUGGCGUCCGGCGAGGCGAACGAGAUCUUAGCUCUCUUUGACCACAACCUGCAACUUCGAAUGCCGGAGGAGCGGAUUGAGGACGAUACACGCAUCCAGACGACUCGCUAUGUUCCUGUCGGAGUCGUUGCUGCUAUUUGCCCCUGGAACUUCCCUCUUGUGCUUUCGGUCGGAAAGAUCUUGCCGGCCUUGUUGACUGGAUGUACUAUCAUCGUCAAGCCAUCUCCAUUUACGCCUUACUCGGCACUCAAGAUGGUCGAGCAGGCACAGCAAAUAUUCCCCCGGGGUGUGGUGCAGGCUAUUGGUGGCAGUGAAUCUAUUGGUCCGACACUGGUCAGCCACCCCAAUGUCAACAAGAUCUCGUUCACGGGUUCCAGUGCGACUGGUAAAAGGAUUUUGGCCUCGGCUGCUGGGACAUUGAAGCGUGUUACUCUGGAACUAGGAGGCAAUGACCCAGCGAUCAUAUACCCCGAUGUGGAUAUCGCAAAGACAGCCCCGGAAGUUGUCCAAAGCUGCUUCGUUUUCUCCGGUCAGGUCUGUGUGGCCACGAAGAGAGUUUAUGUGCACGAGAGCAUUUAUAAUCCUUUCCUGGAAGCCAUGGUAAAUGCAGCUUCUCGGAUGGUGGUUGGCCAAGCGGGAAAUGCCAGUACUACAAUGGGUCCCAUGCAAAACCAAAUGCAGUACGAGAAGGUCAAGGAAUUAAUCGCCGACAGCGAAGCGCAAGGCUACAAGUUUGCUCUUCCGCCCCAAACCAUCGGCUCUGGUAAGGGAUUCUACAUCUCACCCAGCAUCGUCGACAACCCACCUCCUAACUCUCGCAUCGUUCUCGAGGAGCAAUUUGGUCCAAUUGUGCCAGUUCUCAAGUGGGGUGAUGAGGCGGAUGUCAUCGCCUGUGCGAACGGAACGAACUCCGGACUUGGAGCUUCUGUUUGGAGUGCCGAUAUUGCUCGAGCGGAGUGUGUUGGUCGGCUCAUGCAGGCUGGAAGUGUGUUCGUGAAUUCCGGGGCGAAAACUACGCCGCGGGCGAUGUUGUCGGGACACAAGGAGAGCGGACUUGGGGGCGAAUGGGGCUCGACGGGGUUCCUUCAGUACUGCAACACUCAGGUCGUGCACAUCUUCAAAUGA